AUGUUAAAUAGUGUUGUCAAACAUAGAUCCAUCUACAAGGCACAAUUGUGCGCGAAAGAAUGCCAGACACGAUCGUUUGUAAUUGACAAAGAAAACAAAUGUUUUCGAAAAGACAACCAAUUUUUCCGCUACAUAUCAGGUGAAAUAGAUUACUUCAGGGUUCCGAGGGCAUACUGGAAGGAUCGCCUGCACAAGAUGCGGAUGGCAGGUCUCAAUACCAUAGCCAGCUACGUCGAGUGGAGCGGACACGAACCUCAGCCUGGGAAGUUAAACUUUGUGGACAACUACGAUCUGGUAGAGUUCUGCAAAGAAGCCCAGCGAGAGGACCUCCUGGUGAUCCUUCGUGUCGGCCCUUACAUCUGCGGUGAGAGAGACAACGGUGGAUUUCCUUCUUGGCUCUACAAAACAAUUGCGCCCAAUAAGUUCCGAACGACCGACAAGGUCUUUAUGGACGCUACCGAGAAGUGGUUGGGUGAACUGUUACCGAGGAUAAAAGGAACGUUCUACAAAAAUGGUGGUUCGGUAAUAGCUCUUCAAGUCGAGAACGAGUACGGGAUCCAAAUGUGCGACAGCGCUUACAUGCCUGGAGUUUACAAUAUAUUCAAGAAACAAGUCGGAGACGAUGCCAUCUUGUUCACUGCUGAUUAUUGGAGGAAGAAAGACCACAACUGUGGAGGAGUUCAUGGUGUUCCAAAAGCUGCCAACAUGUACACAUCCGAUUACGUGAGCACCGUUCAAUCACAGAUGGAUUCCAUAAAUUCCCAAGGAUGUCCACUUUUCUUAAUGGAAUUGUAUACAGGAUGGUUUUUACGGUGGGGUGAUGCGCACGAGAAAGGUACUCCGUCUAAAUUUAUGGACACGUUUAAGGAACUAAUGCGCAGAAAUGCUUCCGUCAACAUCUACAUGUUUCACGGAGGGACAAACUUCGGGUUUAGUGCACCCUCAAGAGAAGGCAGUCCUCUGGUCACCAGCUACGACUACAACGCACCACUCUCCGAAGCGGGAGAUCCGAGGGAUUUGUACCACAAGUUAAGGGACAUUAUCAAGGACUUUGCUCCGUUACCGCCGGGAGACGUGCCAGUCGCUUCUACAAAGCUUAAUAUCGGAGUUGUAAAUUUAACCGAAGGAGUAUCGCUCAUGGAAGUAAUAGACCAUUUCCGAGCAAAUGGCUGGAUCAAGAAGUAUGAGCAGUCUAUCCCAAUGACGUUCGAAGACAUGGGCCAGGACUAUGGCUUCGUCAUGUAUACAGCCAAGGGCAAGGAAGGUCUCUCCAGGAAUCCUACUCUGGUCGCGUCUGGCAUUAAGGACAGAGCCUACGUCGUUACAAAUGGCAGUAUACAUGCUCUCGACUCAAAUCAUAACCGCCAAAUCUUGCAUUUUAAGGAGGGCGAAACUUUUGCUAUACGCGUAUUUGUGGAAAAUCUUGGCAGGGAGUUUUUCAAAAUAGGGAAGGACCCAAAGGGUAUCACAGGCCGAGUGACACUGAAUGGCCACAAGGUGGAGGGUUGGACCAUGGAAGCGGUGCCGGUGGUUGAAAACAGAGACGUCAGCCUGGUCAUGCAGUUCCUUGACAACCGGAGCAGCCCAGAGGUUCCAGGCUUCUUCCAUGGCAGAUUCACGCUCCCGCCAGGAGAGGGCAUUAUACGAGACACCUUCCUGGACCCGACGGGUUGGAAACACGGCGUCGCCUUUAUCAACGGAAUCCACCUGGGCCGCUACUGGCCCAGGGCAGGACCUCAAGUGACACUGUACCUUCCGGGUGCCUUCAUGCUUCCUUAUCCCAUGGAAAACAGGCUUUUUUUGUUGGAAAUGGAAAGUGCACCCGAAAAUAAAACAGUGAAACUGGUAGACAAGCAUGUCCUCAAUGGGCGAGUCUAA
Molecule: messenger RNA, 1878 nt
Organism: Ixodes scapularis (black-legged tick)
Lineage: Eukaryota; Metazoa; Arthropoda; Arachnida; Ixodida; Ixodidae
Product: beta-galactosidase-1-like protein
Exons: 3
Coding region: 1-1878 (625 amino acids)
Biological process (GO): carbohydrate metabolic process
Cellular component (GO): vacuole
Molecular function (GO): beta-galactosidase activity
Source: RefSeq, a predicted model, not a curated record